Molecule: messenger RNA, 3473 nt
Organism: Trachemys scripta elegans
Lineage: Eukaryota; Metazoa; Chordata; Testudines; Emydidae
Product: soluble scavenger receptor cysteine-rich domain-containing protein SSC5D-like
Exons: 10
Cellular component (GO): membrane
Source: RefSeq, a predicted model, not a curated record
AUCCACUCAGCCCAGGGCGGUCGUCAGGAGAGUCACUGCCGGGAAAAGCCAACGGGAGCUAUCUCUCGAUCUCCAGACGUGCUCUUACAACAGCAAAUAUCCCUCCUCCCAUCCUAGUGUGCAUGGGGGGCCAGCGCUGACUGUCAGGGAAGAGCGCCCCCUACUGAGCAACCCACUUUCUGCAGCACAGGCCCCCUAGCGCUGGCCUGGGGCAUUGGGACUAGCAUUGACUGCGAGGGGAGAGAGCCCCUGCCUGCUCCUUGCAACCGCCUGCCUGUUCCUUGGCAGUCUCCCCUCCACGGCGGGCCAGGCAGCUGCUGUUUAGCGUGGGAUGUUUGGUUGUAUGACAACACAGGUUGCUAUGGUUGCUGAUAUCCUGGAAACACAGCCCGCAGUGGCGACGGGGAGGCUGAGGACCAGCCAGGCCAUGGCUCCCUCAGCCCUGCGGUGCAGCUGGCCGGGCAGGGGCAGUGCCUGGCAUGGGGUGCCAGGUGGACAGGGUCCCCAGGGCUGCCCAAUGUCUACGGGCAGGGUCCCAGAGACCUGGGCUGGGCCGUCCCUCUGCCUGCGGCACUGCGGGCUGCAGGCCAGCCUGGCUCGCACAGCACUGACUCAGUCUUUCUAUGACUCGCCCCCGGCUGGGACCAUGCGGCCAGGACUGGGGGGGAGAUUGGCACCAGCCAGGCCAUGGCCCCACACUGCCCCCAUGACAGGACGGGACCCCUCCCCCUGUCCCAUCACACCCCUUGGUCCAGACAACAUGGCACAGCACUCAGGGCGUACAAGUAUGUCAGUGUGUGUAUGUGUGUAAAUGACUGUGUGCGUGUGAAUGAUUGAGAGUAUGUGCGUGCGUCUGGGCAUGGGUACGAAUUGACAGUGUGUGUGUGUCAGUGUGUGUACACAUGUAUGUCAACGUGUUUGUGUGCAUCCCUUUGCAUGUAUAUUUGCACACACAUGGGCGUGCAUGUGGGGGAUGCUGGGUGUGUGUGUGUGGCCCUGGAUGUUGGUUUGCGUUGCACACACAGACAUGAGCCCAGCUCUUGCAGCUGUUUCUGUUGCUGCUCAUUAACCCGUUGCCUGCCAGUGGCCUGGCUGGAGGAUACUGCUCUCUGUACUGGGACACGUGGCUGGCAGGGCUCGCCCAGUCCAGCAUCCCUGGUGUCACGCUUGCCCACUCCUGUGCACAGGGUCCCCUGCCGGCCCUGGCUUCCCUGGCUCCGAGGUCAUCACUCUGAGCUGUGGGCGUUACAAGGCUCCCUCCUUAUAAACUGUGGCCAGGCUGAGUCAUCCCCUGGCCUGACCAGUCCUGCUCCAUGAAACAGCCGUUCCUGAUACUGUGCAGACCUGGCCCCAGGGCUUGCUCCCCACCAGCCACCAUGCGGCUGCCCCUGCUCCUCCUUGUUGGGUUCCUGGAAUUUCACUACACAGGCCCAUUCCUGGUGCGUCUGGCUGGGGGCCCCAGUGAGUGCGUGGGGCGCGUGGAGAUCAACUACAAGGGCCGCUGGGGCUCGGUGUGUGACGACGAGUGGGACCUGGCCGACGCAGCCGUGGUGUGCAGGCAGCUGGGCUGCGGCACCGUGCUCUCUGCCCCGGUGGGCGCCUGGUUUGGGGAGGGCACUGGCCCCAUCUGGCUCAAUGAGGUGCGGUGCCAGGGCUCAGAGCAACAUCUGCGCCACUGCCGCCACCGGGGCUGGCGCCAGCAUGUCUGCAGCCAUGAGGAGGACGCCAGUGCCGUGUGCUCAGUCCCCGCCUUGGGCCGGAGUGGAGCAGACACCCCUAGAAGGCCCUGUGUCCCCUACAGCGUGGUGUGGCUGGGGCUCUGGGUAUGUGCAGAUGUUAUGGCCUGUUCCAUUUCAGUGCCCAUUGUGGCUGGCACCGAUCCUUCCAGGGCCCAAGGGCCACACUCUCCAUGUGGCCAUGUCUCUGUGUCCCUGUCUGACCCUGCUGUGCCCACAGCUCACCGCUUCCUGCCCGUCAUCACCACCGAGCCCUCGGUGCAGCCGGCCCUUGGAGACCACAAAACCCCAGCACAGAGCACAGCCAGGCCGGCUUCCACCACGCCAGAGCACAGCGGUGCCCCCCUGCGGCUCGUGGGGGGCCCCCACAGCUGCGCAGGGCGUCUGGAGGUGCUUCACGGGAGCCAGUGGGGCUCGGUGUGUGAUGACGGCUGGGGGCUGCUGGAGGGCGCCGUGGUAUGCCGGGAGCUGGGCUGUGGCGCAGUUCAGGCUGCCCCCGGGGGGGCGCAUUUUGGGACUGGCACUGGCCCCAUCUGGCUGGAUGACGUGGGCUGCAGUGGGAAGGAGAUAUCGUUGAGGCAGUGCCGGGCACGGCCCUGGGGGCGCACCAACUGCCAGCACGACGAGGAUGCCAGUGUCAUCUGCACAGGUACCCCCCAGAGCUAUCCCCCACCAGGAACUACCUACCCGCCUAGGACCAACUACCCCACAGAGCUACCCCUCCCACAGAGCUACGCCCCACGCCAAACUACCUACUUCCCCAGUUACACCUCCCCCCCGAGCUACCUACGGGGUGCUGUGCUGCGGCUGGUGGGUGGCGCAGGUUCCUGCUCCGGGCGGCUGGAGGUUUUCCACCAGGGCCGCUGGGGCACAGUGUGCGAUGACAUGUGGGCGCUGCCAGGCGCGGCUGUGGUGUGCCGGGAGCUCGGCUGCGGGGACCCACUCUCUGCUCCCAGGGGGGCCUUUUUUGGUGAAGGCAGUGGUCCCAUCUGGCUGGACAACGUGCGGUGCCAGGGCAAUGAGUCGGCGCUGAGCCGGUGUCUGGCUGCACCAUGGGGCGUGCAUGACUGCCAGCAUGCGGAGGACGCUGGUGUGGUGUGUACAGACGAGUUGGCCCCUGUGAGGCAGCGCUUUGCCAAGCCCAUGGCCCCACAGCCACGAAUGCAGAAGCCACGGACGCAGAAGCCACGGACGCAGAAGCCCCGACCCCGGCUCCCUUCGGUGGCACGGGAGGAGACACAGGCACCAGCCCAGGUAUCCCCACAGGCAGUGCUACCAGGGAAGUGGAAGCCGUUGUCGAUGCUGGAGGGCACCAGCCCCCGGGAGGCCGCCCAGCCAGAGGGGACCACGCGGAGCCCCCCUCCCUCAGGAGAGCCAGAGCUGCCCACUGCUGGACCCGUAGCCCAGGCUGUGACAGAUGCUGCCAUGCGGGUGAGCGGCCCCAGGGAUGGGCCUCGUCCUGAACGGCACGGAGCCCCGGGGAUGCAGCGCCCUGUCCAGAAGAACCGGCGGCCCCGCCCCAAACCAUUGGGGACACGCACAGACGCCGUCCGGCACCGAGCUCCUGCUGCCACCCCCACCCUCAGGGCCCGCGCUGGGGCCCGGACUGACCCCCACGUGCCUCGUCCCCCACUCUGGCCUGGGGACAGCACCCUGACGACUGUGGCCUCUGCAACCCACCCUCCCAGCCAGCCCCACAGCGCCUGGACCAGCCCAGCCACCCCUACCCCCACCCCC